GGGGCGGCCAGGAGCGCCCGGGACCCCCCGCCUGUGUGGCCCCGAGCCCUCGGGGCAGGACAGGGGGCGGCAAAGUCGUGGUGCCCCGUGCGGGGAAUGGGGGCGCUGCUGGCUCACACUGAUCCCAGGAGCAGCGCCCCACGCUGCAGCCGCCGCCGCGCCUCGAAGUUUGGUGGCUAAUUUGGAAAGUUGAGCCACGGCUCCAGCAUCACGACCGGUUCUGCUCACUGCCGCCUUCUCCACGGGGUCCCGGCCCCACCAACACCCGUAGCCCCGCCUGCCCGGGGCAUGUGAGCCGCCGCCCCUGAGGCCGGGCGGGAGGCUCCGGCCCCGGCGCCUCCAGGCAGCGCACGGCGGAGGGGUGCGCCCCGGUCCCAGUCGCGCUCGCCAUGGGGAUUCAGGGUAUGGAGCUGUGCGCCAUGGCCGUGGUGGUGCUGCUGUUCAUUGCCGUCCUCAAGCAGUUCGGCAUCUUGGAACCCAUGUCCAUGGAAGACAGCAGUGACAGUGAACUGGAGUUAUCCACGGUGCGCCAUCAGCCAGAGGGCUUGGACCAGCUACAGGCCCAGACCAAGUUCACCAAGAAGGAGCUGCAGUCCCUUUACCGAGGCUUCAAGAAUGAGUGUCCCACAGGCCUGGUGGAUGAAGACACCUUCAAACUCAUUUAUUCCCAGUUCUUCCCUCAGGGAGAUGCCACCACCUAUGCACACUUCCUCUUCAAUGCCUUUGAUGCUGAUGGGAACGGGGCCAUCCACUUUGAGGACUUUGUGGUUGGGCUCUCCAUCCUGCUUCGAGGGACAGUCCAUGAGAAGCUCAAGUGGGCCUUCAAUCUCUAUGACAUUAACAAGGAUGGUUGCAUCACCAAGGAGGAGAUGCUGGCCAUCAUGAAGUCCAUCUACGACAUGAUGGGCCGCCACACCUACCCCAUCUUGCGGGAGGACGCACCCCUGGAGCAUGUGGAGAGGUUCUUUCAGAAAAUGGACAGGAACCAGGAUGGUGUGGUGACUAUUGAUGAAUUUCUGGAGACUUGUCAGAAGGAUGAGAACAUCAUGAACUCCAUGCAGCUGUUUGAGAACGUCAUCUAGGACAUGUGGGAGGGGACCCCGGUGGUCAUUGCUUCUCAACCCAGAGAAGCCUCAAUCCUGACAGGAGAAGCCUCUUUGAGAAACAUUUUUCUAAUAUAUUUGCAAAAAGUGAGCAGUUUACUUCCAAGACACAGCCACCGUCACACAUAGACACACACAGACACACACACACACACAGACACACACACACACACAGACACACACACACACACACACGGUUCCUCUGGCUUGGCCAAGGAAGUGGCAGCCAGAAGGCACCCCCACCUAUUCCUAGGUCAAUAGAAAAGGCUGCCUCUGGGAUGGCCAGCCCUGGCUAGAUGUUACCCACAAGGAACUCAGAGAUCUAGAGCACCAGGUCUACAAAACUAAGGUCCCUGUGUCUUUUCUACCACUCGGGAGAUCAAACCACUCCCUGCCUAUGGACCCAUGCUCUUAGGAAGCUCCCAGAAACUCCACGGGGACAAAGAGGGAAGAGGUCUAUAGGAAGAAAUGGUUUUGGAAGCUGGGCUUGCAGCCUUAUGCUAAUGAUCACCUGGGGUCCUGGAACCCGAGUGCCAGGCUACCUACUAUGCCGUGAGCUUAGAUAGUGAGGGGCCAUUGGACUAAGACCUCCUGUAAGAGUGGGGCAGGAUUGAGGUUUUUUGGAGAAACUGAGGAAACAGUUUGUCCAUACCACUGGGUGAAGACUGCUGGCCAGUGGGAAUGUGGCUGGUGGAGAUUUCCCAACUUCCAGCACCAGGCUGGCCUCUCCCAGGUCCUCUUUGGUUCCCUGGGGAGAUCACCUGGCUCAGAGACGGACAACCAGGGAACUGGGCUGAAAUGGGAGGUCUGGUAGGGGGCAUCCCCCUCCUGUUCCCUGGCCACUUGCCACCCAGUUCCUUAACACAGUGGAUCGGCCACACCUCUGUGGCUGCCCUUGAACAGACUCAUCCUGACCAAUACAAAAAAGCACAAACUCCUAGCAGCUCAGGCUAAGCCCACAAGGGAAGGCCUGGGUCCCUGCAACCCUGAUUCAGUGGCUGAGGAAGACGCUCAGACAUCCAUCCUGUACCUUGGAGCCUUGGGGGUCUCACAGCCCUUUCCCAGCCCAGCUCGCCAACAUUCUAAAGCACAAACCUGCGGAUUCUGCUUGCCUGGGCUGCGCCCUGGGGAUCAGAGGCCACUGUUAACCCUAAGUCGGAGCUAGCCCUGAGGGCUGGGGACCUGUGACCAGGCAACAGGUCAGCAGACCCUCAGGAGGAGAGAGAGUUGUUCCUGCCUCCCCAGGCCUCGCCCAGAAGGAGCAGUGUCCCAAGAAGCAUGUUCCCUGGAGGGACAUCCCCACGAAAGUACAUUCCAUCAUCUGAAGCCCGGUCUCUGCUCGGGCCUGCCUCUGAAAGUCCACGCGUGUUCCCCAGAAGGCCAGCCCCAAGAUAAGGGAGGUCCUUAGAAGAAGGACAGGGUGACAACACCCCUAUACACAGGUGGACCCCCCUCUGAGGGCUGCACUGACCCCAUCUCCAUCCUGACCGGGGUCUUCCUUUACCCGAUCUACAGACCACCAGUUCUCCGUGGCUCAGGGACCCCCUGUCCCCCAGUCUGACUCUUCCCAUCGAGGUCCCUGUCUUGUGAGAAGCCAAGGCCACGGGAAAAGGCCACCACUCUAACCUGCUGCAUCCCUUAGCCUCUGGCUGCACGCCCAACCUGGAGGGGUCUGUCCCCUUUGCAGGGACACAGACUGGCCGCAUGUCCGCAUGGCAGAAGCGUCUCCCUUGGGUGCAGCCUGGAAGGGUGGUUCCUGUCUCAGCGCCCACCAAUAUUCAGUCCUAUAUAUUUUAAUAAAAGAAACUUGACAAAGGA
Molecule: messenger RNA, 2921 nt
Organism: Mus caroli (Ryukyu mouse)
Lineage: Eukaryota; Metazoa; Chordata; Mammalia; Rodentia; Muridae
Source: RefSeq, a predicted model, not a curated record